Molecule: messenger RNA, 747 nt
Organism: Paramacrobiotus metropolitanus
Lineage: Eukaryota; Metazoa; Tardigrada; Eutardigrada; Parachela; Macrobiotidae
Exons: 1
Coding region: 1-747 (248 amino acids)
Biological process (GO): G protein-coupled receptor signaling pathway
Cellular component (GO): membrane
Molecular function (GO): G protein-coupled receptor activity
Source: RefSeq, a predicted model, not a curated record
AUGAUAAUGCUUAUACUCGUGAUUUUGCGCAAUGAAACCUUAAGGCACGGAUCGGGAUUGUUAAUAGCCCAUUUGUUGUUCGUCAAUGUGAUCAUUUGCGGCUGCACACAUCCGAUCUACAUACUUGACCUUUUCGCCAAAGUGUCCAACCUAAACUUCCCGAUGAAAAUCAGCUGCACACCAUUCAUGUACAUUCAUCUCAGUUUCUUUCGAACCGAAUGCUUUGCUUCGCUGGUAGUGGUGGCGAACCGAUUUAUCGCGGUUGUCUAUCCUCAUAACUAUCAUUGGCUGACGACAAAACCGGCCUUAAUAAGUGCAGUAAUUUUCAGUUGGGCUUGUGGAUUUGCGGUAUAUAUUCCGGCCUUAUUCGGCUUCGGUCAGUUAUUUGGGAAAUUUCCACCGUUUUACAACUGUGGAGGUCAAUCCAACGGUGAUGGAUGGUCACCAAUUCUGGGAGUUGUUGGGACGUACAUUCCUCUGGGUUUACAAGGGGCCUUAUAUUUAAUUAUUGCCUUAAAAGUGUUAUGUUCACGGGAGACUGCGCAGACUCAACGAAUGCAGAAGCGAAUUGCCAUCGCUAAAAUGCUGUGCGGAUCGUUUCUUUUUUACGCUUGUUGUUUCAUACCAAUGACGGUUGUGACGCUGUUCUUUCCCUAUGUGAUGUUGCGUCAGCCAGCUGUGAUUGUCUGGCUGACGACGCUGCAGAUACUAGGAUACAGUGGACACCCGGUGAGGGCCUUCAAGUGA